ACUUGGAAAGACUGCCUGGCAGCUGCGCUGAAAAGGUGGAUUUGGGCGAAGCUCGUUUCUUACCCUCUUAUUGUGGAUAAUUCCGUGCUUAGUGUUUUUUUGCUUCUGUAGGCAGUGAAUGGUUGGCACAGCAAGCCCAGUGAUUUCUCUGUAACAUAUGGGAGUUUCAAGAGGAGGGGGGUCUGGGAUUACCAAAGACUGAAACGCAAUCUCCCAUUUUCAGUGACUCAGCGAGCCUGUUACACGACCAGAUAUUUCAGCUUCGGGGUUACAAGAUGACAAUGGCAUCUUUUAAGUCCAUCCUCAGCGAGGCUGGACAUUGAAACUAUGCGUGACCACUGAGCCGGACCUUUAAGAUUGAAUGAGCAUGUUUGGAACGGUACCUAUUCCCACCUUGUAGCAACAGGCACCUGGCCUCCCUCAAAUGCACUUAUAGCGCGCGCGACUUUGACUGUACACUUCUCCCGGUACUGCGAUUUUUCCACCAUGGUGGAACACACCGGCCUGGACAUUAUGUGUCUGAACAAGCACUGUCACAGUUCCUCCUCGUCGUCCAGCUCCGAGCCCGACAAGAAAGUGUUCUCCAAACUAAAACUCAGCUUGUCAGACUAUCCGAGGAAGAACGCAGAGAUCCUCAGCGGCCAGUACGGUACCAAUGUGCUGCUGAUCGGGGCGGCGUUGAUGCUAGCCCAGGGUCCCUCUAUCAAGCAAGAACACCUGCUGUCCUUUAUCACCGGCCUCAUGAUCCUCCAGCUGAUCUGGAUGAUGUGGUACAUCCUGGUGCGGGACAGACGGAAGAACACGCGGACCGAGAAAGACGUCCACGCCACCACAUGCUGGAUAAGAGGUGGUUUGACCCUUCUUGCACUCCUUUCAUUGACUAUGGACGCUUUUAGAAUCGGGUACUAUGUUGGCUAUCGAACUUGUCUGUCGGCUGUGAUCGGGGUAUAUCCUGUCAUCCAUGCAACUCACACCAUAGCACAGGUGCAUUUUCUCUGGUUUCACAUCAAGGAUGUCAUCAAGAGCUUUGAAACAUUUGAGAGAUUUGGUGUAAUCCAUGCAGUCUUUACCAACCUCCUCCUGUGGUGCAACGGUGUGAGGGCAGAGGCUGAGCACUUCUUGAACAACUAUAUGAGAAGACUCUCUGCCCUGGGCUACGAAAACUUCACUAUAGAGAACUCAGAGCCUCUCUGUAACUGCACCACCAGCACUUGCACCAUGUUCUCCAGCAGUCUCAAAUAUCUCUUUCCUUUCAACAUUGAGUACCACAUCUUUGUCUCCGCCAUGCUCUUCGUCAUGUGGAAGAACAUCGGACGGACCAUUGACCUUUCUUCAAACCAUAAAAGGCUGGCCACCAAAACCCAGGGCCUCAUCUUAGGCCCCCUUCUGGGUCUUCUUGCACUGGGCAGCACUAUUGGAGUCCUGGUGGUCUACAUCACCCAUUUAGAGGACUCCCUCCAAACGCGUCAGUCAGCCAUUACCAUGUUCUACAUUUAUGGCAUCGUCAUGCUGGUGUUUAUGUGCUCUGCCAGUCUAUCAGGUCUGCUCAUAUACCGAGCGGAUAACAUGCCGCUGGACACCUCCAAGAAUCCGUCCAGACAGCUGGACACAGAGCUGCUGUUUGGGUCCUCUAUCGGCUCCUGGCUCAUGUCCUGGUGCAGCAUAGUGGCUGUGUUAGGCACAAACAGCAGCCCUUCUUACCGCUGGACCAACUUCGUCUACUCUCUGCUUGUUGUGCUAGAGAAGUGCAUCCAGAACCUCUUCAUCAUAGAGUCCCUAUAUCGACAGCCAGAAGAUGGAGCGAGGAAGGACCCUGAGUUACCAGCUGCUCCCGAAAUCUGCUCGGUGUCGUCCUCUUUGGCCCUACCAUACAACGGCAUCAUCAACCAAGGCUAUGAGACUCCAGACAUGGCCUGUGUGACCAUAGAGAACAAGCAGGAGGAGAGCGGACAGGUGUACACAUGUCCGACGAAACCUCCUGAUGUGCCGCUGCCUGUGGGAAACAAAGUAGUGAAGCCCCCAAAAAUAAAGAGGCAAAUCCUGAAGAACAUUGCCAUCUUCCUGCUAAUGUGCAACAUUUCACUGUGGAUCCUUCCUGCCUUUGGAUGCCGGCCACAAUACGACAACGGGUUGGAAGAGCAGACAUUUGGCUUCAGCAUAUGGAUCACAGUUCUCAAUUUUGCUAUUCCUUUGAACCUUUUCUACCGCAUGCACUCGGUUGCUUGCCUCUUCGAGGUGUUCCGCCAGGUCUGACAGAAUAACAGGUGACUGACAAUGCCAGAUAACAUACAGGAACACUUGUCACCGCCUGCUCCUGAGAGCGUCUCACAGCGCAGGUCAACUGUUCAGACUUGAAAGCAAGCCGUGGAGACAAACAAAAACGAAAGAUCCCUCAGUGAUGGGGAUUGCAGAGGAAGACGAACCUAUUAGCCUAUGUUCCUUGAAGAAUUACCUUGUAUAACGCAAGGCUUAUUAAAGAUGUUGGUAAGAAGAACCUUUGGUUUUAAGAAUUUCAAAGGGGCCCUUUGUACCUUUUUGUUUAGUAGUCAGUUUUGUACUGUUUCAUAUUAUUAACUGAAAGUAUAAAAUAGACUACUCACAAAUUUCUGCAGCUAAGCCCCUGAAUGGCCUAUUAGUCUCAAAUAUCUAAUAAGGUAAUAGUACUGUAUUUACCAGAGCCACGAGUGCAUUGGUGUACCACUUGACCCAUAUUUUAUGGAUAUGGUUCUCAUUUACUUCAAGUAGUUUAAUGGAACGGUAUGCAACACUUGAGCAACACAGAUAGUGACUUAGCACUAUAUUUUGAAUAAUCUUUAUGAGUUGGACUAGAGUUCUCAGAAGUAGCACCUGCCUCUCUCAGUCAUUUAAGGACAGUUUCCUUUUGUAUGCUGAUUCUCUGUUCUGUCAAGUUGAAAGGAAAGUUGUGUUCAAAAUGACGUUACUAGGUAGCACUGUUUUGUUUGAUCUGUAUCCACAUUUCAUUGAGGUGAGAUAACACAUUUCCUCUCAAAAACUGCUUCCCUUCUCUACCGUGAUUACAUUGAAUUCAUGUUAACAUAAAAGGCACUCUUUUAAUAUUGUUCAAAUCAGGUGCAUAUUGUUAAAAGUGGGAAUCUUAUAUCAGAAUCGUUCCAGGAUUAUUACACCAAUAUAAAAUAUGUUGGUGAAGAACAAAGGUUGCUGUGAUCACAACUGCUAUCCCGGACCAGAGACUGUGUGUUUACAUCUGAAGGGUCAGCAACAAAAAACAUCCCAGUCUGUGAUAUUACAUUUUUCUCUUUGAUAUAAAACACAUAUACUGUAUACUUGUACUGUAUCAUUUUAUAUCAAAUCAAAGACUUCCAGCAAGUUCUCAGCCUGGUGCUAUCCACUGUAUGUGCCAACUUGUGGUAAAAUCCUUGUUUUUUUAGGUGCAAACUGCAAUAUUAUAUCGUAAUAUAUAUCAAAAUCAUCAUUCAGAC
Micropterus salmoides (largemouth bass) is the source of this 3461-nucleotide messenger RNA. It is a transcript of the gene otop1, whose product is annotated as otopetrin 1. Bases 487 to 2253 code for a protein of 588 amino acids. The record is from RefSeq and is a predicted model, not a curated record. The transcript is spliced from 6 exons. NCBI's taxonomy places the organism in Eukaryota, Metazoa, Chordata, Actinopteri, Centrarchiformes, Centrarchidae. Gene Ontology annotation, cellular component: membrane. Gene Ontology annotation, biological process: inner ear morphogenesis; proton transmembrane transport. Gene Ontology annotation, molecular function: proton channel activity.